Oryzias melastigma (Indian medaka) is the source of this 4260-nucleotide messenger RNA. RefSeq names its product DEAH (Asp-Glu-Ala-His) box helicase 15 (gene dhx15). The transcript has 14 exons. The record is from RefSeq and is a predicted model, not a curated record. NCBI's taxonomy places the organism in Eukaryota, Metazoa, Chordata, Actinopteri, Beloniformes, Adrianichthyidae. The coding region runs from base 249 to 2462 and encodes 737 amino acids. Gene Ontology annotation, cellular component: intracellular anatomical structure; spliceosomal complex. Gene Ontology annotation, molecular function: RNA binding; RNA helicase activity; ATP binding.
CUGCGCCGGAAUGUUUUUGGCGGGCACAUCCUCUUGUUUCCUUUAGGACGGGAGGCUCAGCCUGCUUUCCCAUCAUCCUCCCCGUUCUGCGGCGGCAUUGGCCCUUCGACCACUGCGGGCUCACAUCUUUCGUUGCUAAAACUUUUUGCAGGAAUCGGUUACUUCAGCACGCACACUUGUCAGCACUUAAAUCAGUUUCUCGUUGUAAACUUCAGCUUGUUUGGUCAUUUUUGUCAAGAAAAGCGAAGAUGAGGCGUGACAAGGACCGGUAUCGAGACAGGGAGCGUGACCGUGACAGAGAAAGGGACAGGGACCGAGACAGGGAUAGGGACAGGGAUGUGAAGUCAUCCAGAGUGACGAGCAGCCCAGCUGUCCCCAGUUUUGGAUAUUUUAAGCAAUCUCCCAUUCAGCAUCAGAUAAACCCUUUUACCAACCUGCCUCACACGCCACGCUACCAUGAGAUACUGAAGAAGCGACUGCAGCUGCCUGUCUGGGAGUACAGGGAGAGCUUCACUGAGAUCCUGAUGCGGAACCAGUCUUUUGUGCUGGUGGGUGAGACAGGCUCCGGGAAGACAACACAGAUCCCUCAGUGGUGUGUAGACAUGGUGCGGUCACUCCAAGGACCAAAAAGAGCCGUGGCGUGCACUCAGCCCAGGAGGGUGGCAGCCAUGAGUGUGGCUCAGAGGGUUGCAGAUGAGAUGGAUGUCAUGCUGGGUCAAGAAGUGGGCUAUUCCAUCAGAUUUGAGGACUGCAGCUCCGCCAAGACGGUGCUUAAGUACAUGACAGAUGGAAUGCUGCUGCGGGAGGCUAUGAACGAUCCCCUGCUGGAGCGCUACGGUGUCAUCAUUUUGGAUGAGGCCCACGAACGCACAUUAGCAACAGACAUCCUCAUGGGCGUCCUCAAAGAAGUAGUCCGCCAGAGGCCUGACCUAAAGGUCAUCGUCAUGAGUGCAACACUCGAUGCUGGCAAGUUUCAAGUGUACUUUGACAACUGCCCUCUGUUAACCAUCCCCGGACGCACGCAUCCCGUGGAGAUUUUCUACACGCCAGAACCAGAGCGAGACUACCUGGAGGCGGCCAUCCGCACUGUGAUCCAAAUCCACAUGUGUGAGGAGGAGGAGGGCGAUGUCCUGCUCUUCCUCACAGGACAAGAGGAAAUUGACGAAGCCUGCAAGCGAAUUAAGAGGGAGGUGGAGGACCUGGGACCGGAUGUUGGCGAUAUGAAAAUUAUCCCCCUGUACUCCACAUUGCCUCCUCAGCAGCAGCAGAGGAUUUUUGAGCCGCCCCCACCCAAUAAACCAAGUGGUGCCAUUGGAAGAAAGGUCGUCGUGUCAACAAACAUCGCUGAAACGUCCCUGACCAUCGACGGUGUGGUGUUUGUAAUUGAUCCUGGAUUUGCCAAGCAAAAGGUGUAUAAUCCACGUAUCAGAGUGGAAUCCCUUUUAGUCACAGCCAUCAGCAAAGCCUCAGCCCAGCAGAGGGCAGGUCGUGCUGGGCGAACACGGCCGGGAAAAUGUUUUCGCCUUUACACAGAGAAGGCUUACAAGACAGAAAUGCAGGACAACACCUAUCCAGAGAUUCUGAGAUCCAAUCUCGGUACUGUGGUAUUGCAGUUGAAGAAACUUGGUAUUGAUGAUCUGGUGCAUUUUGACUUCAUGGACCCACCUGCCCCAGAGACCCUGAUGCGAGCGCUGGAGUUGCUGAACUUCCUGGCGGCCCUCAACGAUGACGGUGACCUUACCGAGCUCGGCGCCAUGAUGGCAGAGUUCCCCCUGGACCCCCAGCUCGCCAAGAUGGUCAUCGCCAGCUGUGAAUUCAACUGUUCCAAUGAGAUUCUCUCCAUCACUGCCAUGUUGUCAGUCCCACAGUGCUUCGUACGACCCACGGAGGCCAAGAAGGUGGCAGACGAGGCCAAGCUGCGCUUUGCCCACAUCGACGGAGACCACCUGACGCUGCUUAACGUCUAUCACGCCUUUAAACAGAAUCAUGAAUCCACUCAGUGGUGCUACGAUAACUUUGUGAACUACCGCUCGCUGAUGUCCGCUGACAACGUGCGCCAGCAGCUGUCGAGGAUCAUGGAGCGCUUCAACCUGCCGCGAAGAAGCACAGAUUUCAACAGCAGGGACUAUUACAUCAACAUCCGCCGAUCGCUGGUCACUGGCUUUUUCAUGCAGGUUGCUCACCUGGAGCGCACGGGCCAUUACCUGACCGUGAAGGACAACCAAGUGGUGCAGCUGCACCCCUCUACUGUGCUGGACCACAAACCCGAGUGGGUGCUGUACAACGAGUUUGUGCUCACCACCAAGAAUUACAUCCGCACGUGCACGGACAUCAAGCCAGAGUGGCUGGUGAAAAUUGCACCUCAGUACUACGACUUGGGCAACUUCCCCCAGUGUGAGGCCAAGCGACAGCUGGAACGCAUUUUUGCUAAGCUCUCAUCUAAGGAAUACACUCAAUACUAAAAAAAAUGGUCUGCACCGUCUGCAGCAUCGUCUUCAGUUUCUGAUCGAUUGUUCCAAGUUCUCCUCGACAGACGUUUGUUUUUACUUUUUGAUUUUCCUCUCAUCAGAUGCAUUUCUACAACAGAAUGUUGGGCCACAAUGAAAGAAGGAAAAUUUAUAUAUCAGAAUGAAGUUGUAAAAGUAUGAGAAAAAAGCAAAAAAAAAAACAUAUGAAAAUAAAAAAUUAUAAGAAAAACAUCAACAUUUUAUGAGAAUGAAAUUGUAAAAUGAUGAAGAAAAAAGUUGUACUUUUGUGACAACAGUUGUAAAAGAAUGAGGGGAAAAAAUAAGCAUUUUGAAAAACGAAAGUUAUAAAAGUAAAAAAAAAAUGUAAUUUUUGGAGAAUAAUCCUAAAAGUGAGUGGAAAAAGUCAAAAAUGUUUGGGAAUUAAGUCAUAAAAUUAUUUUACAAGAAUAAAGUUGUAAAAGUAUGGGAAAAUACGUAAAAGAAUUACGAGAAAAAAAAAUAUAGAAAAAAAGGCAACGACAAGAAAAAAGAUAUUAUGAAGAAAAAAAGUCAAAAUAAAUGAAAAUUGCGGUGCAGAAAAAAAAUUAAAACAAGAAUAAAAGUUGUUAGAUUAUGAGAAAAAAGUCAACAUUUUACAAAAAUAAAAUUCUAAAAAUAAAAAAGUAGUAACAUAUCAAGAAUAGUCGUAAAAGGAUUUAAAAAAAAAGUUAAUGUCCUAGAAUAAAGUGAUACAUUUACAAAAAUAAAGUCAAAGUUACAAGAAAGUCAUAAUUUUGCAAAAAAAAAGCUGUAGAACUGAAAAAAAUAUGUAUUAUUUUGAAAAUAAGAGUACGUUAAAAAAGUCAAAUUAAGAGAAUAAAGUUAUAAAAUUACAAGAACAUACUCUUGCCAUAAAUGAAUGCAGUGAUGGAUUUUAUAAAUAGAAUGAAGGCUAGGAAAUGUUUUUGUUUUUGAAAAAGCAUUGCUCUUCUGUAAAAUUACUUUUUUCAUAAUUUACAACUUUAUUCUGGUAUAUAAAAAAUUUGCUUUCUUUAAAAUUGGUGAAAUUAUGGCAUUUUGGGUUGAAUAUUAACUCAUUUACAUAUUAUUCUACAAAUAAAAUGUUGACUUUUUUUCCAUAAUUUUACAACGUUAUUCUAGUAUAUUAAUUCAUCUUCCCCCCUAAAAUCUAUGAAAUUAUAGCUUAAUUUUUGUAAAAUAUUGACCUGUUUACUCAUACUUGUAUGAGUUUAUUUUCAUUAAAAAUUGACCUUUUAAUAUGAUUUAACAGCCUUUUUUCUUAAAAUUACAACUUUUUUCUCACGAUUUUGUGACUUUAGUCAUAUAAAAUUACAACUCUUUUUCUUAACAUUUUACAUUAUUCUCGUAAAAUAAAAUAAAAAAUUCUCAUAACUUUACUUAAUUCUUGUAAAAUGUUAACUUUUAAUUUUACAACUUUUUUCUUGAAAAUGUUUUACUUUUUUCUCAAACUUAUCAUUUUUUUUCUCGCAUUAGAAUGUAUUUUUUUUUCGUCCUGGUGGCCCUAAGACUCAUUUCAGCUUCAGUUGAUAAAACUUGUUUUUCCUCAGACCUAAAAUUAAACUACUGAGUGAAAGGAACAAUAAUUAUAAUUUUUACUUCAAGUUCAUUCCUCUGUUUUGUAGAUUUAGUCUUUAUCUGUGGAAAAAAACUUGUCAAAACAAAUGUAAUAUAUUAAAUAUUUAGAUGCAAAAAUGUAAUGUUCUGUUUGUUCUGAUACUGAAAGUGUCACAGUUUGGUUCAUCUUAAUAAAAACGACUUGGUAAUAAAUCUC